Messenger RNA from Pieris macdunnoughi, 1443 nucleotides. Lineage: Eukaryota; Metazoa; Arthropoda; Insecta; Lepidoptera; Pieridae. The record is from the annotation of a GenBank genome assembly.
AUGGGUUGGAAGAAAGGGAUUUGUCGAAUACUCUUAUUGCUGAGCAUAGUAGGAACGACGUGGGCGCAGCACGCGGAUAUCAAUUUACCUGCAGGACAAGAUCAACCUAAUGAAGGUGAGCAAGAGUCUCGUGAUGCUGGUACCGAGCUGGAGUUCAGCUACCAUGACCAUGACCAGAUGACACGAUAUCUACGAGCAGUAUCUACUCGUCAUCCUUCUCUUACAGCGCUCUACUCUAUCGGAAAAUCUGUGCAAGGACGUGAACUGUGGGUGAUGGUAGUAUCAGCUUCACCAUAUGAGCACAUGAUUGGCAAGCCCGACGUCAAGUACGUAGCAAACAUACACGGAAACGAAGUUGUUGGAAGGGAGUUACUUUUGCAUUUAAUUCAGUACCUAGUAACGUCCUACGAGAGCGAUUCAUACAUAAAAUGGUUAUUAGACAACACACGUAUUCACCUUAUGCCAUCAAUGAAUCCGGACGGGUACUCAAUCUCGCGAGAGGGACAAUGCGACACCAUUCAUGGCAGGCACAACGCUCGUCGAUAUGAUUUGAACAGAAAUUUCCCUGACUUCUUUAAAGCAAAUACUAAGCAACCCCAGCCUGAAACUGAAGCAGUAAAGGAAUGGAUUAGUAAGAUACAGUUUGUGCUUUCCGGAUCUCUACACGGAGGAGCCCUGGUUGCCUCCUAUCCAUUCGAUAACACGCCCAGCUCUAGGAUAUGCAGGUCCUCCGUAUUGUGUUCAGUGUUCCAAAGCUACGCUCACUCUCCCUCAAUCGCUCCCGACGAUGAUGUAUUCCGUCAUCUGGCGCUCGUCUACUCCAACAACCACGCCAAGAUGUCACGUGGAGUUUCAUGCAGGAGCGAGAUACCGAGGUUCGAAAAGGGCAUCACUAAUGGAGCUGCAUGGUAUCCCCUGACCGGAGGAAUGCAAGAUUAUAACUAUUUGUGGCACGGCUGCAUGGAAAUCACAUUGGAGAUAUCUUGUUGUAAAUAUCCACCUGCACAUGAAUUAGCGAAGUAUUGGCAGGAUAAUAGACAGUCCCUUAUAAAAUACUUGGCGGAGGCUCACCGCGGUGCCCACGGGUUCGUAAUGGAUGAUAGCGGUAACCCCGUGGAAAGUGCCGCCAUUCGCGUUAAAGGACGUGAGGUCACAUACCACACAACUAAAUACGGAGAGUUCUGGCGCAUUCUACUACCAGGAACAUACAAAUUGGAGGUCUCUGCGGAAGGAUAUUUACCACAAGAAGUAGAGUUCUUUGUGAUUGAAACUCACCCAACACUUUUAAAUGUUACCCUUCAUUCGGCGAAACGAAUCGAUGGAGGUCCAUAUUACCGACCUGCUGGACCACCAAGACCGCCACCUGCUCCUACCCAGUCCCCUGGACUCUUCUCUACUUUUACUUCUUCAAUUAAUAACUUUGUCUCAAGCAUAUUUGGAUAG